Messenger RNA from Ostertagia ostertagi, 381 nucleotides. The record is from the annotation of a GenBank genome assembly. NCBI's taxonomy places the organism in Eukaryota, Metazoa, Nematoda, Chromadorea, Rhabditida, Trichostrongylidae.
UGUCUAUGACGCUGCAACUUACAAUGGAAAAGUCCUAGGCAACGGCGUUUCCGAUAUUCAGUUAGCCACUGCCAUUGGACUCCACGUUGAAGUGGCCAUGCUCCCUCGAGCCAACUUAAAGAAAACUGGCGCUCAACAAUUGGAACAAAUGUACAGCUCUCUUCUGGACGCGAACAUUACAGUUAAAUCCGUGUGGGUAAAGGUAACCCCUUACUGGGGUAGUCAGGACUGGUCUUCAUCCUACUCAUCCAAUGUCCAGUUCCUUAACAGCCUUCUUCAACGAGCUCUUCAACGAGCCAACACUAGUUAUGGUCUGGCUGGUGAUACUUACGGCGGUCAUCGUACGACGGAGGCUAAGCGCAACACGAGCGACGUGGAAUA